Molecule: messenger RNA, 1452 nt
Organism: Penicillium concentricum
Lineage: Eukaryota; Fungi; Ascomycota; Eurotiomycetes; Eurotiales; Aspergillaceae
Product: cytochrome P450
Exons: 9
Coding region: 1-1452 (483 amino acids)
Molecular function (GO): iron ion binding; oxidoreductase activity, acting on paired donors, with incorporation or reduction of molecular oxygen; monooxygenase activity
Source: RefSeq, a predicted model, not a curated record
AUGAUUUUCUGCGCCAUGCUCUCAGAAAUCGGGAGCCGUUUCCCCUCCAAUCCAAUCCAAAUCUUUGCCUGCCUGUCUGUUGGGGCUCUCCUCACUGUCAUCCUAUAUCGACUAUAUCGACUGACCAUCUCUUUAAACUCCAACGUAAUUCGUAUCGCACCAAAUCACCUCCAUAUUAAUGACCUUGACUUUCACUAUAAGAUUUUAAAGCUCAACUCGGAUUACCUCAAAGACCCCGAGUUCUACGAGAAGCUGGGCGUUCCCGAUGCAUUGGGAACUAUAUGCGACCCUCAUAAACAUCGCAUUUUGCGUCGUCGAGUGAAUCCACUGUUCAGCCAACAGGCUGUCAAUCAAAUGGCUGGAGAUAUUCAAGCAACAAUCAAACAUGCCUGCGACAUGAUUUCAGAUAAUUUUGACGCUCAAAGCUUCUUCCGUGCAAUCGCAGGAGAUAUUGUCUCUGCCCACUAUUUCGGCGAGAACAUGAACCUGGUCGAUAGACCCGAGUAUGCGCGCAACCUCUGGGAUGGCAUCGACACAAUGGUCAGACAGAUGUGGUACUCGAUUCAUAUUCCAUAUCUCGCGAGCAUCCUAGUGAAUAUGCCGAUCAUUGUUCUCAAAAUCUCGUUCCCGGGGUUUGCGGGUCUAAUAGAGGUGUGCAUGCGACAAGCUGAGAAGGCUAUUGAACGGAAUAGAACCAAGUCUCCUUCACCCGAGAAUCACAACAUUGCAACCUUCUUCGAUCUACUCAUGAUACCAUCGCCAGGGCAAGAACCAGUCCAUCUCAGCCAAAAUGAUAUGGUGAACCACGGCCUAAACCUUGUUGGCGCAGGGGUAGACACGGUGUCACUCACCAUGACAGUUGCGCUCUAUCACAUCCUUUCAUUCCCGGAGAUUCAACGUCAGGUAUACUGCGAGGCACGGGAAGCAACGCCUUUCAUCCGAGACAAGCUUGAUACGCAACGAGUCCGAACACUGCCAUAUCUAGCAGCGGUUAUCAAAGAAGCUCUGCGCAUGUAUCCCCCGGUCCCAGGUAGACUACCACGCAUUGUCCCGCCACAGGGCAAAUCCUACGACGGAAAGUUCAUACCGGGUGGUACUGUUGUGUCGAUAUCCCCGUACACCAUCCAGCGAGAUCCCGUAUUGUUCCCCGAGCCAAACUUCUUCAAGCCCGAGCGGUGGCUAGCUGAUAAUACAACGGAGCUGGAAAGGGCUGUUAUAGCCUUCAGCAGUGGAAGUCGCAUGUGUCCCGGAAUCCAUCUAGCAUAUCUUGAGAUGCACAUGACUCUUGCAAUGCUCUUUAGUCGAUUCGUCCUUGAACUUGAGAGUCCGCUUCCAAUGCAAGAGUUGGAUUGGAAGGAUCAUUUCGUUAUUGACCUUGAUCAUCCAGUCAAAGUUAGGGUGCUGGCUGAUUACUGGACAGGUGACAAGGGUCGUACAGGCCUGCCUGCCUAG